Messenger RNA from Arabidopsis thaliana (thale cress), 1137 nucleotides. RefSeq names its product Actin-like ATPase superfamily protein. Gene Ontology annotation, biological process: cytoskeleton organization; root hair elongation. Bases 1 to 1137 code for a protein of 378 amino acids. Gene Ontology annotation, cellular component: cytoskeleton. The transcript has 4 exons. Lineage: Eukaryota; Viridiplantae; Streptophyta; Magnoliopsida; Brassicales; Brassicaceae. The record is from RefSeq and is marked reviewed.
AUGUCGGAUCUAGGUGACGAAUCCGUGGCUAUCGUGUGUGACAAUGGAACUGGAAUGGUCAAGGCGGGAUUCGCUGGAGACGAUGCACCAAGAGCUGUGUUUCCAAGCGUUGUGGGUCGUCCACGACACAGGGGAGUGAUGGUAGGAAUGGAUGAGAAGGAUACCUUUGUGGGAGACGAAGCUCAAGCCAGGAGAGGUAUUCUUUCACUUAAAUACCCAAUCGAACACGGUGUUGUUAGCAAUUGGGAUGACAUGGAGAAGAUUUGGCACCAUACUUUUUACAAUGAGCUGCGUUUGGAACCUGAAGAACACCCUAUUCUUCUCACUGAAGCUCCUCUUAACCCAAAGGUCAAUCGUGAAAAGAUGACUCAGAUCAUGUUUGAGUCAUUUGCUUUUCCUAGUAUGUAUAUUGGUAUUCAGGCCGUUCUCUCUCUCUAUUCCAGUGGUCGUACCACAGGUAUUGUGUUGGAUUCAGGAGAUGGUGUGAGCCACACAGUUCCAAUCUACGAAGGUUAUGCACUCCCGCAUGCGAUCUUGCGUCUAGAUCUAGCAGGCCGUGACCUAACCGAGUAUCUGACGAAAAUCAUGAUGGAACGUGGCUACACAUACACCACAUCCGCCGAGCGUGAGAUAGUCCGAGACAUCAAAGAGAAGCUUUGUUACAUAGCUGUUGACUACGAGCAAGAAAUGGAGAAGGCUACAACGAGCUCGGCAAUCGAUAGAACCUACGAGCUUCCGGAUGGUCAAGUGAUCACGAUAGGAGCUGAGAGAUUCAGGUGCCCUGAGGUUCUUUUCCAGACGUCUUUGAUUGGCAUGGAAACUUCUGGUAUUCAUGAGACGACUUACAAUUCGAUCAUGAAGUGUGAUGUGGAUAUAAGGAAGGAUUUGUAUGGAAACAUUGUGUUGAGUGGUGGCACGACGAUGUUCCCGGGGAUUGCAGAUAGGAUGAACAAAGAGAUCAAUGCGCUUGCACCGCCUAGUAUGAAGAUAAAAGUUGUGGCUCCUCCCGAAAGGAAAUAUAGUGUUUGGGUUGGAGGCUCCAUUCUGGCUUCUCUAAGCAGCUUUGCACCGAUGUGGAUUACUAAAGCUGAGUAUGACGAACAGGGAGGGGCGAUUGUUCACAGGAAAUGCUUUUAA